Messenger RNA from Didymodactylos carnosus, 319 nucleotides. The record is from the annotation of a GenBank genome assembly. NCBI's taxonomy places the organism in Eukaryota, Metazoa, Rotifera, Eurotatoria, Philodinida, Philodinidae.
UAAUCAUCAUCGCAAUGUAAUGCCUCGCACAAUUAAUUAUUUGGAAGGCCGUCAUUCAAGAAUGAAAAAACAUGUAAAUGCACCACAUCCUAAUAUUUACGUUUUCAUUGAUCUACUGCAGAAAGAAGAAUUGUUAGCAUCCUUAGCAAGAUUACGGGAUGAUAUGGGUGCCCCGGCUCCAAAGCGUCGAAAAAAUAAGACAAUAACAGAUGAAUGUUUAGUAAAAUUAUGGCAACGCUACGACGAUGGACGAAUGGAUAUUCCAAAUUUCUUAAAGGCUGCUGGUAUGAGAUACUUCCAGUGUUCUUCCAAAAGUUGA